Messenger RNA from Oncorhynchus kisutch (coho salmon), 3862 nucleotides. Its product is annotated as retinoic acid receptor RXR-beta-A. Gene Ontology annotation, molecular function: zinc ion binding; sequence-specific DNA binding; nuclear steroid receptor activity. The coding region runs from base 491 to 1786 and encodes 431 amino acids. Gene Ontology annotation, biological process: regulation of DNA-templated transcription. Gene Ontology annotation, cellular component: nucleus. The record is from RefSeq and is a predicted model, not a curated record. The transcript has 12 exons. NCBI's taxonomy places the organism in Eukaryota, Metazoa, Chordata, Actinopteri, Salmoniformes, Salmonidae.
AAUCUUUCAUCAUCAGCUGAUAAAUAUCCAAAAUUGAGGUCCACAAUCGAUGUAGUCUACAUUGAUUUACAUAUAUUCAUAGUAGGCUAGUAGUAUAGUUACAUUUGUAAAAUGUAAUGUUGUUUAAUUUGACAGUGAAUCUGUUGAUUUUCCUUAAUAUAUUAGGUACAGUAUAUAGACGGAAAUUGAAACGUUAGUCCUACCACUGGUGAAUGUUGCAACUGUUCUGCCUAGAGACAUUGUGGCUCUAAAGACACUGUCACUGGCAUUGAGCCAACAUGGCUUCCUUUCCGUGUAAACAACAACAGCAUCAAGUAAACGGGGUUUGAGUGUAGGCCUAUUACCUCGCAUUUGGUCCGUCUCUUGGAUUUCGCAAAUAAUAUGCAACUAGAAAUAGUUAUGUAACCUACAACGAUGUGCCGAAGGUGUUUCUAAUUAUUGUCCUUCAGACAACUCAACAUCCUCCUCUCCGCUGGGUAGCUCAAUAGCCAUGUCAUCGCAUCAGCCCACCAGUUCAGCCUCCAACAGUCCCACCAGCACCUUUGGCUCGCCUUUCUCAGUCAUCAGCCCCUCACUGGGCUCCCCUGGUGUGUCACCCUCCAUGGGUUAUGGGCCUAUUAGCAGUAGCCAGAUCAACUCUACAAUGGGGAUGCACUCAAUCAGCAGCUCGGAUGAUGUCAAACCCCCGUUUGGCUUGAGGCCUAUGUCUGCACACAGCCCUGGGAUAAUGCUCUCCCAGAAACGCAUGUGUGCCAUCUGUGGAGACCGCUCCUCUGGUAAGCACUAUGGUGUGUACAGCUGUGAAGGUUGCAAGGGCUUCUUCAAACGCACAGUGCGCAAGGACCUGAGCUACACCUGCAGGGAUAACAAAGAAUGCCUGGUGGACAAGCGCCAGCGCAAUCGCUGCCAGUACUGUCGCUACCAGAAGUGUCUGGCUAUGGGCAUGAAGAGGGAAGUGGUCCAAGAUGAACGUCAGAAAUCAGUCCAGGAGGAGCGUCAGAGGAUCAGGGAGCGAGAGGAGGGACUGGAGUGCAGCAGUGCUGUGAACGAGGAGAUGCCCGUGGAGAAGAUCUUGGAGGCAGAGACGUCCGUGGAGCAGAGGGCAGAGCUCCACUCUGAUACAGGGUCCGCUGGUAGCUCUCCCCAUGAUGCGGUGACAAACAUCUGCCAGACUGCAGACAAGCAGCUGUUUGCGUUGGUGGAGUGGGCCAAGAGGAUCCCUCACUUCUCUGAGCUGCCCCUGGACGACCAGGUCAUCCUCCUGCGUGCAGGGUGGAAUGAACUUCUGAUCGCCUCCUUCUCACACCGCUCCAUCGCUGUGAAGGACGGGGUCCUGCUGGCCAAUGAGCUCCACCGGGACAACGCACACAGUGCAGGGGUGGCGGCCAUCUUUGACAGGGAGAGUGUGCAGAGUGCUGAGGUGGGAGCCAUAUUUGACCGGGUUCUCACUGAGCUGGUCAGUAAGAUGAGAGACAUGCAGAUGGACAAGACAGAGCUGGGCUGCCUCCGAGCCAUCGUCCUCUUCAACCCAGAUGCUAAAGGUUUGUCCAACACCGGAGAGGUGGAGCUCCUGAGAGAGAAGGUCUAUGCUUCACUGGAAGCCUACUGCAAGCAGAAAUACCCCGAGCAGCAGGGAAGGUUUGCUAAGCUCCUCCUCAGGCUGCCAGCACUGCGUUCUAUUGGCUUGAAGUGUUUGGAGCACCUGUUCUUCUUCAAGCUGAUUGGUGACACCCCUAUCGACACGUUCCUCAUGGAAAUGCUUGAAGCACCUCAUCAGUUGGCAUAGAGGUGGUAGGAGAGGAGAGGUGUUCUGUGGCCGGGGUUAGAUAGCUUGGGUCUGGGAAUUUGCUGGAGUGGGACUGCACUUUUAGUUCUUUGGGGAAUUCAGCAUUUUGUCUCACUGCUGUCUGGGUUAUGCUAUUUAGUUCACCACCACAUUGUCUCUUUCAGAACAUACAUCCCCAAGACUUGUGAUCUACAGGCUGGUGCUAUAUAUUAAUAUAACUUCUUGAAUAACUGAGAUUAAAAAAUAAAAAGUAAAGUAUUUUGUAAGAAUGGGAACCUUUAGUUCCUGUACUCUGGCUACAAUCUGGGUUUCUGUUUUUCUAUAACUAUGUUAAUGCUUUUUAGACAAACCCCAAAUGAUCAAGUUAAAUUCUGGUAAGUGAUCUCCCCCUGUAACCUGUUUUUAAAUGAAGGUAACCUGAAUGCAACCAGACUGUCAUUCUACCUUUUUUUCAUUUGUAAUUGGAACAAAAUCUUUUUGAAAAAACUUGAAAAACAUGUUUUAUUGUCAAAUCUUGGGCAAGUACAUUACUGUACCAAGCGAGCGCUCACUGCGUAACAUGUCUGACUUUCAGCUCCUAGUGGUUUUAUAUCCCUCUCAGAUGACCAGAAAGCAACUCGUUAACGGGAUACAGAAGGAGUAGUUGAAUCACAAUGGAACACGGAGCAGACUUGUACUGACUGUGUUGACCAGCUUUAUUUGUCUAGUAAUGUGCUGUUAGCAUUGUUUCUCUUUGCUGUUUUGUAAAAUGUAAUCACCUUGCAGGCAAAAAGAUUGAGCUGCAUUGCACAUUUUUGCUAUGUACUAUUUCUACACCAUACAAUACAAGUCAUCAAAUGUCUGGCCAGCAAACAGUCUUUUGGUGCUAUACGACAGACAUUUGCCAUACUUCAUUGCAGCCAUACACCAAACUGCAAACAGGAAAAAUUAUGCAAAAAAAAUAAAAACUAACUAAAAUGUUGUAAAUGUAGCAAUACAAAAAUGAAUACAUAUGCUUUCUUUCUGCUCGACAACUUGUCCGUUCUGGGGGUUUUACAACGCGAAUCAUUGUCUGUUAGAAAGGGAAUACUCCAAUAUGUCAUUUAUCUAAACAAUUGUAAGGUACUGUGCAAAAUUUGUUCAGGGAAAAUACUAUAUAUGGAUAGGUUUGAAUAAUGAGAUCAGGAGACAGACAAAUGAUGUAAUAAUUGAUAUGUGCCCUUGCUAUUAGUUCACCAAUUGUAUAGAGCAGAUCAUGUCUUAGGUUGUACUGGAUUCCCUAAAGCACUGUUUCUACCUGGUUAUAACAUGUAUCCUUUGUCUUGAUCAUGUCCACAUUCUGAUUGUGCCCACAUUUUCAGACCGGUGUAGAUGAUUUUAAAAAGGCAUUGUGACCAGAUCUUCCUGACCACCCCCGAAGGUAGUUAGGCACACAUUGUGUCUGGAUAUCUUACAAGUGUAGACAUAUGGACAGUGAAUCCAUUUAAAUCACAAUUAUAACACCUUCUAAAAUAUUGACAUUUAGCACCUUUGUCUUAUGGCAUCAAUGUGUGUCUUAAAAUAAAUAAAUGUAUAUUAUUUUGGAAGAAUAGCUCUCAAAACAUUUGCAUACAGGGAGGGACCAGGAAAUCUGGUCACAAUGCAAUUCGUGGAUAGAUACAAGACACAUUUUACUACCAUGUGGAGAAAUUUUUCUGAGAAUGGACAAGAUCAGGACAAAGGACUGGGGUUUGCACCAGGUAUAAACAAGGAUUCACACAUUCAGCUGACUCAUCUUUUUGAAUUUUUCUGUGCUUUCUGUAGUAGUAGUUUUUCCUGUUUCCUUUUUUUGAGCUAGUUGUUCAUCCUCUCCUCUCUGCUUACAGUUUAUAAAAAACACACUGUUAUCAUGUUUAAAUAUCCAUAACACCUGUGGACAUAGACACAUUAAACAAGACCAAAUAGGAGUUUUGUGUGAUGAUCAUGUGUGAACACCUGAACAAGGGUAUUGGUAUGUGUCAUGAUCCUGUAUAAACUCUGGAGCAGUUUAGUGAUCCGUGUGGAUAAGUGAAUUACAGCUUGGCUAAUGUGGACUGAAAAUAAAGAGCUUGAACUUUU